UGAGCAUUUUUCGAUCUGGGGGAUUACUACUAAACUAUUUUCAAUCAUGAUGGCUGGCGGUUCAGCUGAAGUACAGAAACCACAGCAGGCACAGUUCAAACAAGAUAUCUCUCAUGCAGCUGUCUCGGGUAGCCAGAUCCACCCUCCCAAGGCUUGGUGCUAUGUUUCAAGAACCAAGGAAGAAACAAAAGUGUUGGCUAGUUCAGUUAAAAAGAAGUCUUUAAAAGAUUAUAUGUGGAGUUUAGUUAAUAAUGGAAGCCUAACAUUAUUGUCCAUUUUUGUGUACUGUGCUUUUGUCAUGAUCAUCUACGCUAAUCCUAACAAUUUGUAUUGGUGUAUUGAAGCAGUUUUCCUAAACAUGUAUGCUCUUGUUGUAUUAAUAAUGAUUGGAGUUAAAACAAAAGAUGAGAGUUUGUUUUGUCUUUUUGUACUAAUAUUGGAUAUAACAAUUAUCAUGAAGGCAGAAAAUAAUCCAUUUAACUAUAUUUUUUUUAUUUUUGCAGCUUUGAUAUUAUUCAACAAGAAAGAACUCUUUUGUGCUGUUCAAACUAAAAUUUCCUCCACUGAUAAUGACAAAGUUGAUACAAUUUUUAUUGUUUAACACCAUUAUUUAUAAAUUAUAACUUGAGUUGGGCUGCAUAUAAUGUGGUUGCUAAUAUUUUAUCUCAAUGAUACUAUUUCUAAUUAUUUGAUAUGACUUGCUUACUGAAUUAUGCUAGAAGAGUUAUCUAUUUAGCUAUUCUUGUAUUCUUCUUCUUAUGCCUAUACUAUAUACUAUUUUAUUGCAUUCAUCAUUCUAGAAUUCAAGCUAUUAUUCAUAA
Molecule: messenger RNA, 821 nt
Organism: Amphimedon queenslandica
Lineage: Eukaryota; Metazoa; Porifera; Demospongiae; Haplosclerida; Niphatidae
Exons: 5
Coding region: 47-601 (184 amino acids)
Source: RefSeq, a predicted model, not a curated record